UUUCUCUCAUCCCUCCCUCUCCGUCCUCCGAGCUCUGGUAGGCUUACAAUGGUACGGCCAGCAUCUUGCAGCACAAUGGUUGCAAGGUGGUGAGCUGGGAGGGAAGAGUGAUUCAGCAUCAGCAAACCUCAGUUUCCGUCCAUCCCUGCUUUUUUUUGUUUUUUUUUUUUUUAGUUGGUUUUCUUUCUUCAUCGCUCCUUCGUCUUUAAGAAAAGAAAAGAGGGGGGAAAAACGCCUUUUGCUCAUCCGCAUGAACGUGUUUAUUACGCCUCCAGCGAUGGUCACUGCACUGUUUCUCGUCGGGAUGUUUUGAAAGGGACUGGCUCCGGACUGGGAUCGUCAUCAGCUGGCACGGAAUGGUAUUUAUGAGCAGACAUUUCUUAUAUAACUGCAGCCAACCAGUCCUGGAUGUAAAGAUAGCCUUUUGUCAGGUGUGUGUUCCUUACAGGUAAAGAAGGGUUUUGGCAAACAAGUGGAUGUGUCAUAUAUUGCCAAACAUUACAACAUGAGCAAAAGCAAAGUGGACAACCAGUUCUACAGUGUGGAAGUGGGAGACUCCACCUUCACAGUUCUAAAGCGUUACCAGAAUUUAAAGCCCAUUGGUUCUGGAGCUCAGGGAAUUGUCUGUGCGGGCUAUGAUGCUGUCCUGGACAGGAAUGUAGCCAUAAAGAAACUGAGCAGACCCUUCCAGAACCAGACCCACGCCAAGAGGGCAUACCGGGAGUUGGUGCUCAUGAAAUGUGUCAAUCACAAAAAUAUAAUCAGCUUAUUAAAUGUCUUCACGCCACAGAAAUCAUUAGAGGAAUUCCAAGAUGUGUACCUCGUGAUGGAGCUUAUGGAUGCCAACUUGUGCCAGGUGAUUCAGAUGGAGCUUGACCACGAGAGAAUGUCCUAUCUGCUCUACCAGAUGCUAUGCGGUAUCAAACAUCUGCACUCAGCCGGUAUUAUUCACAGGGAUCUCAAACCAAGCAAUAUAGUGGUGAAGUCUGAUUGCACCCUGAAGAUCCUGGACUUCGGUCUGGCUAGAACCGCGGGCACUAGUUUCAUGAUGACCCCGUAUGUGGUGACGCGAUACUACAGAGCCCCAGAGGUCAUCCUGGGAAUGGGAUACAAAGAAAAUGUGGACAUUUGGUCGGUGGGGUGCAUCAUGGGAGAAAUGGUGCGCCACAAAAUCCUUUUCCCUGGCCGGGACUACAUUGACCAGUGGAACAAGGUGAUAGAGCAGCUGGGCACGCCCUCUCCAGAGUUCAUGAAGAAGCUGCAGCCCACGGUGAGGAACUACGUGGAGAACCGGCCAAAGUACGCGGGCCUCACCUUCCCCAAGCUCUUCCCCGACUGCCUUUUCCCUGCUGACUCUGAGCACAAUAAACUCAAAGCAAGCCAGGCCAGAGACCUGCUGUCUAAGAUGCUGAUCAUCGACCCUGCUAAGCGGAUAUCGGUGGACGAGGCCUUACAGCACCCCUACAUCAACGUGUGGUACGAUCCAGCUGAGGUGGAGGCGCCUCCACCUCAGAUUUACGACAAGCAGCUGGACGAACGAGAACACUCGAUAGAUGAGUGGAAAGAACUAAUCUACAAAGAGGUGAUGAACUUUGAGGAAAGAACGAAGAAUGGCGUUGUGAAGGGACAGCCUUCACCUUCAGGUGCAGCCGUGAACAGCAGCGAGAGCCUCCCUCCCUCCUCCUCUAUCAACGACAUCUCCUCCAUGUCCACCGACCAGACCCUGGCUUCAGACACUGACAGCAGCCUGGAGACCUCCGCGGGACCCCUGGGGUGCUGCAGGUGACUAUCCGCCUGCCUGCGCAACCCCAUGUUCUUCCGGAGGUGAAGAACCCAACAGAUAUGACCGACGAAAUUGAAAUGAUGUUUAAAAAAAAAGGAAAAAAAAAAGAAAAAGAAAAGAAAGAAAAAAAAAGAAAGAUCAAAAUGAAUAUAUUCUGAACAAAAACAUAAGCUAUUGAAACGCAGUCUGACAUGAUGAAACCCAAAGCCUGUGCAUUGUCAUUCAAAAAGCAGCAGUGGCAUUAAACUGAAGAUAAUGAGCUGAGAUAUAUGUUACUGAUCCUCUAGUUGCUUUGCUUAUAAUCCCUCGCCCCGGAAACACACGCACACGCACACGCACGCGCACACACACACACACACACACACACACACACACACACACACACACACACACACACAUCUUGUAUAUGGCAUCCAAACAAACAAACAAACAAACAAACAAAAAAAAAACCCUGCGCCUCCUGUAAAAUGCAUUUUGGCCGGCUGCUGGUUUCUCCUAAUUACUUCCACAAGCAUCCGUGGCUAAUCGUUGUGGCAAGGUGGGCUGCCAUUGUCUUCAUCGCUUUUGGUUACAAAAUAAAUUUCCCUUUUUUUUUUUUUUUUUUCCUGCAUUCAGCUUUGAACCUCAACUCAUUUCCUGAGUCGCUCCCACCCAACAUGAGUUUUGAAGUGUUACUUUGCCUGUACCGUUUACUGGGUUUUGUACAUCUUCAGGGAAUGUGCAGUCGCUCUCACCCGCAGCUACUUGUAAAUAUUGUAAUUCUGUACAGCUGAAGGGCAGACAGAUUUGGGACUGAAGGCCAGUACACCGGGAGUUUUUUUUUUGUUUUUGUUUUUUGUCUGACUAGCCUUCACCUUGCCACAUUACUUCUCUCCACCUCGGUUGCCCCUCUGCCUAACGCUGUAGUUGUGCAUGAUUAGAUUAAGACUGCGCAAAUCACACUGUAUGCUAGAGAGAGAAGAAAAAAAAAACAGUCUGUACAGAGACUUGUAUUCAUGUGCUAUGUAAACUAACUCCACCACAUACAUUAGGAGGCGGGGUCUGGUCUCAGUACGACAGAAAAGAUGGUAAAAUCAGGAUUGAAAUGAUCGGUGUUCUCAGAAAUAAAUUAGACUGGUGAGUAAUCUCCAUGCCAUUUCCCCUGGCGGCGUACAACUUGUCCCGCCACCACCCCGUGGGCCGACCCACGGCGUUGCAUGUCACUGUGUAAACCAUCACGGUUGGAAGAAGUGGAAAUGUUUCACUGCGGUUCAACCACAAAAAGGCUUCUUCCAAUUAUUUGACUCCUUAAACACCAUUCAGCGAGACAAAGGUGGAACAGCAGGAAGGUUUAUGGGCAAACGAGGAGUGUUAACUUUGAAGCUGUGACUCCACCUGACAAAUAAACAGGCUCUUAUUGUCACCGCACGCUACACCAUCACGCUUUAAAGAGGCAGCUGGAUAGGAUUCAACUGCCAUAUUUCCUGACUGGAUGGUAUUUAGGCUGGAUGGCUCAUCUGUUUAUUUAUACCAGUGGGAGGAAUCUGAAUAUGGCUAGUUUAUUUUGGAGUAAAGGACUGCAGCUGCACCAAAAAAGAAGAAAAAGGAAAAAAAAAAAAAGUCCCUAAACCACAGUUUGGUGAAAGGAUGUGGGAAGGCCUUGUUUAACCUCCAUCUUUUUUUUUUUUUUUUUUCCAGGAUGCCUCUGGUUAUUUAGCCAAUCAAACUGUGAGCUCUUUUUGCUCUUUUUUCAGCUUCGUCUCCGACGCACGCACAGUUGUCGCAUCGUGAGUCUUUAGAGAUGUAGUACUUGCUCUGUACC
This is a messenger RNA of Poecilia latipinna (sailfin molly), 3584 nucleotides long. RefSeq names its product mitogen-activated protein kinase 10 (gene mapk10). Bases 506 to 1786 code for a protein of 426 amino acids. Gene Ontology annotation, biological process: protein phosphorylation. The transcript has 13 exons. The record is from RefSeq and is a predicted model, not a curated record. NCBI's taxonomy places the organism in Eukaryota, Metazoa, Chordata, Actinopteri, Cyprinodontiformes, Poeciliidae. Gene Ontology annotation, molecular function: ATP binding; MAP kinase activity.